AAGGGAAGUGAAUGAAGAAAGAGAAGAAGAAAAAGGAAGGAAGUAGAAGGACCCUAAAGAUUACCCCAUUGAUGAGUUGACCUAUAAACCAGAUUUCAAGACGAGAUUGCGGCACGAAAACACAACACAGCUGUAUAAAUCGAUUCCCACAGGCCAUAAGUGUCGAGAAUAUCCCACAGGCCAUUUUCUAUCCUCCAUGUUUCUUCCCUUUUUGUCAAAUUAGCACUUCUGAAAGAGAAAAAAAAGAAUGGGUAAUUGCUUUGGUGUUUCUCAGAGUCUUGAUCAUAACCCAAGUCUUUCCAAUCCCAGCGCCACACCCACCAGAAGUUCUAAUACAGGAACAUCUAAAAGUUACAGCAAUGAAUAUGUAGUUUCUGGGACUAGUAGCAGUGCAUAUAGCAAAUUUUCUGCAAAUGAAGGCGAUGAUGAUGAUGAUGAUGAUGGUUCGCAUAUAAACGGCGGAGAGAUAUUGCCAGCACCAAAUUUGAAGGUUUACACUUUUUCUGAUUUGAAGAGUGCCACUAGAAACUUCAGGUCUGAUAGUGUGUUGGGAAUAGGCGGAUUUGGGACUGUUUAUAAAGGAUGGGUAGAUGAAAAGACCCUUUUACCGGCCAAGUUUGGCAGUGGCAUGAUGGUUGCCAUUAAGAAACUGAAUUCUGAAAGUAUGCAGGGGUUUGAAGAAUGGCAGGCAGAAAUAAAUUUUUUGGGAAGACUUUCACAUCCAAACUUGGUCAAGUUGUUGGGAUAUUGUUGGGAAGAAAAAGAGAUGUUGCUUGUAUAUGAAUUCAUGCAGAAAGGAAGCUUAGAAAAUCAUCUUUUCAGAAGGGGUUCUUUUGUUGAUCCACUUUCUUGGAAGCUACGGCUCAAAAUAGCUAUUGGUGCAGCCCGAGGACUUUCUUUCUUGCACAAUUCAGAUAAGAAAGUAAUAUAUCGGGAUUUCAAAGCAUCGAAUAUUCUCCUCGACAGUAACUUCAACUCGAAAAUAUCAGACUUUGGCCUCGCAAAGGUUGGGCCAUCGGCUGGAAACUCGCAUGUCACAACACGAGUCAUGGGAACACACGGUUAUGCUGCUCCAGAAUACAUUGCAACAGGUCAUUUAUAUGUGAAGAGCGAUGUAUAUGGUUUUGGUGUGGUUCUCCUUGAAAUGUUGACUGGUUUAAGGGCUCAAAACAGUAAACGUCCUGUUGGGCAGCAGAAUUUAGUGGAUAUGGCGAAGCCCUAUCUUUACAACAAAAGGAAGCUAAAAAUUAUAAUGGAUAAGAAGAUUGAAGGCCAAUAUUCAUCCAAGGCAGCAUUUGAGGCUGCCCAAAUUGCUCUUCAAUGCCUAGAAACCGAGCCUCGGAAAAGGCCUUCAAUGAGUGAAGUUGUUCAGGUUUUGGAAAGGAUAGAAGCCAUUAAGGAAAGAUCAUCUAAGCCUGCCCGGUUUCUACCUUCAUCAGAGAACCCUAAGAAGGUUUAGGGUUGGGAGGAGGAGCAUAAAGGAGGGAUCCAAAAUGGUGUAUUUUUUUUUUCUUCUAUUUAUAGAUUGAUUCUUUUCUUUGAAGAUUUUUGUCUGAAGAGGUUUUCAUUAUUUGUAUUGGAAUUUAAUUAUUUACAUUUUAUGUAAAACUCCAAAUUGCAUGUUUGUUGUAAUAAACAAAAAAAAAAAUACAAGGGUAAUUCAUAUGAAAGACUUGAAC
Messenger RNA from Impatiens glandulifera, 1679 nucleotides. RefSeq names its product probable serine/threonine-protein kinase PIX13. NCBI's taxonomy places the organism in Eukaryota, Viridiplantae, Streptophyta, Magnoliopsida, Ericales, Balsaminaceae. The transcript is spliced from 6 exons. Gene Ontology annotation, molecular function: protein kinase activity; ATP binding. Bases 248 to 1459 code for a protein of 403 amino acids. Gene Ontology annotation, biological process: protein phosphorylation. The record is from RefSeq and is a predicted model, not a curated record.